AUGGCGUGUCACGGCCUCAUAGGAGUGAAACCCCGCGUUGAGAUCCCUCCAUCCGAAAUCGGAUGUGGACAUUACGGGUGCUCACAUUAUAAAAGGAGAUGUAAGAUCAUAGCGCCGUGUUGCAAUGAAAUCUUCGAUUGCAGAUUUUGCCACAAUGAAUCUAAGAAUUCAAUUGAAGUCAAACUUGCUGACUGGCAUGAUAUUUCUCGUCAUGAUGUGAAGAGGGUCAUCUGUUCCUUGUGUGGCACAGAGCAAGAUGUUCAACAGAUGUGCAUUAACUGUGGUGUUUGCAUGGGCAGAUACUUUUGCUCCAAAUGCAAGUUUUUCGAUGACGAUUUAUCAAAGAAACAAUUCCAUUGUGAUGAAUGUGGAAUCUGCAGAAAUGGAGGUGUAGAGAACAUGUUCCACUGUAACACAUGUGGAUUUUGCUAUUCAUCAUACUUGAAGGAUAAACACAAAUGUAUGGAAAAAGCAAUGCAUACCAAUUGCCCAAUUUGCUUCGAGUUUCUUUUUGAUACAACGAAAGCCAUUGCUUUAUUGGCAUGUGGUCACAACAUGCACCUAGGAUGCAUUAGACAAUUGCAACAACGUUUAAUGUAUGCAUGCCCAGUUUGUUCCAAAUCAUUUUGUGACAUGUCAGUUAUUUGGGAGAAAGUGGAUGAGAUUAUUGAAUCAAGGCCAAUGCCUGAAGAAUAUCAAAAUGUAAAGAUUUGGAUUCUUUGCAACGAUUGCGUGGAAACAUCUGAAGUAAGUUUUCAUACUAUGGCGCUCAAGUGCCCUAAAUGCAAGUCCUAUAAUACCAGAAGGACUCAAGCUGCACCAGCUGAACCAGCUGCAUCAGCUGAAUCAGCUGAAUCAGCUGCACCAGCUGAAUCAGAUGCUUCUUCUAGUUCAUCGAGGGUUGAAUAGAUGGUUAGAUGAUUGGCACUUAAACAUCAAGAUGCUUAAUUAUUUGAAACCAUUGCUGAAUAUCAAUUUUAUUAUCUUCAUGUGGGAAGAAAAAUAAUCGUGCCUGAUUACUUUGUUUAGAUCUCUUAAAAAUGACUUUGGUAUUUUUCUUUUCUGUUGUUGAAUAAAAUGACU
Messenger RNA from Glycine soja, 1083 nucleotides. RefSeq names its product E3 ubiquitin-protein ligase RZFP34-like. Gene Ontology annotation, biological process: ubiquitin-dependent protein catabolic process; protein ubiquitination. The transcript is spliced from 13 exons. The record is from RefSeq and is a predicted model, not a curated record. Lineage: Eukaryota; Viridiplantae; Streptophyta; Magnoliopsida; Fabales; Fabaceae. Bases 1 to 909 code for a protein of 302 amino acids. Gene Ontology annotation, molecular function: zinc ion binding; ubiquitin protein ligase activity. Gene Ontology annotation, cellular component: nucleus.